ACCGUGGAGAAAGGGAGCCCGGGGACCCGGGCGUCCUUUGGGGGCUCACAGGCCCUCCGCCCGGCGGCUGCUUGAGGAAGAGAGAGAGAGAGAGAGAGGAGAAAGAGAGAGAGAGAGAGGCGCAGCCCCGGCUCCUGGACCACGGGGCCAGUGGCUGGAGAAGCUUCUGGGGCGCGCGCGGGGAGGCGGCGCUGCGCUCCACCUGCCUGCCCCGGACGCAGCCCCGGGCCGAGGCGUCGGGGGACCAGCCAGAAGUCCAUCCUGGGAGUCUUCCUCCGCCGCGGAAUGGGCUUGUAGAGGAUUCCAAACUCGGCUUCUGCGGGCUGGAUGCUGCAGGCAUGGUCCUAGGUGCCCAGGGUUGAGAGACACCGAAGAGGAGAAGGACGAGGAGGAGGAGGAGGAAAGCCUGCCCUGCGAGACAUUGGCCAUCAGGGAUGCCACAGAGACUUGCGAGCGCGGGGCAUUGACCGCUGCCGCCCGGCCGGACUCUCCUCCCCUCGGCCGGGACCCCGCGUCCCUCCCCGCCCCGCCGGGGGGCCGGAGCUGCCGGUUCAUGAGCCCGGGGUGAACAGGUGCGGCGUGCGCGGGCAGCAGCCGGCCGGACGCGGGGACCAUGGAGAGCGACCGCGACAUGUACCGCCAGUUCCAGGACUGGUGUCUCCGGACUUACGGGGACUCGGGCAAGACCAAGACGGUGACCCGUAAAAAAUACGAGCGGAUCGUCCAGCUCCUCAACGGCUCCGAGUCGAGCUCCACGGACAACGCCAAAUUUAAAUUCUGGGUCAAAUCGAAGGGUUUCCAGCUGGGCCAGCCGGACGAGGUGCGCGCGGGCGGCGGCGGCGCCAAGCAAGUGCUCUACGUGCCGGUCAAGACCACGGAUGGCGUUGGGGUAGAUGAGAAACUGUCCUUACGUCGGGUAGCUGUGGUUGAAGAUUUCUUUGACAUUAUCUAUUCUAUGCAUGUGGAAACAGGACCAAAUGGAGAACAAAUUCGGAAACAUGCUGGACAAAAGAGAACUUAUAAAGCAUCUGGAUCCAUUUAUUUUUCAGAUACAGAAAAAUGUGUGAAAUGCUCAAAGUUUCAAAUACAGAUUUCAGAGAGCUAUGCCUUCCUACCAAGAGAAGCGGUGACACGGUUUCUAAUGAGCUGCUCAGAGUGCCAGAAAAGAAUGCAUUUAAACCCAGAUGGAACAGAUCAUAAAGAUAAUGGAAAACCUCCUACUUUGGUGACCAGCAUGAUUGACUACAACAUGCCAAUUACCAUGGCCUAUAUGAAGCACAUGAAAUUGCAGCUGCUGAACUCCCAACAAGAUGAGGAUGAAAGUUCAAUAGAAAGUGAUGAAUUUGAUAUGAGUGAUUCAACACGGAUGUCAGCUGUGAACUCUGAUCUUAGCUCCAAUCUUGAGGAAAGAAUGCAAAGUCCCCAGACUCUCCAUGGCCAGCAAGAUGAUGAUUCCGCUGCAGAGAGCUUUAAUGGCAACGAGACUCUGGGGCACAGCUCAGUUACUUCAGGGGGAACACACAGCAGGGAAAUGUGUGACUCCAAUGGUAAUGACAAAACUGAACUGGAACAGGACGAGCAGCCACUGAACCUGAGUGACAGUCCUCUUUCAGCACCGCUGACUUCCGAGUACAGACUAGAUGACUACAGCAGUAAUGGAAAAAGCAAAUAUAAGAAUCUUCUAAUUUCUGACCUCAAGAUGGAAAGAGAGACAAGAGAAAAUGGAAGCAAGUCUCCUGCACAUAGCUAUUCAAGCUAUGACUCUGGAAAAAAUGAGAGUGUGGACCGGGGUGCUGAGGACCUGUCUCUUAAUAGGGGAGAUGAGGACGAAGACGACCACGAUGACCAUGACGAUUCUGAGAAAGUUAACGAGACAGAUGGCGUGGAGGCAGAACGGCUGAAAGCUUUUAAUUCUCGACCUAUUCCUUCCCACCUUACUUCAGCAGUUGCAGAGAGUAUCUUGGCUUCAGCCUGUGAAAGUGAGAGCAGAAAUGCUGCCAAGCGGAUGCGUCUGGAUAGACAACAGGACGAGUCUACUCCCUCUGACAAGCAGUGCAAACCGGACUCUGCCCAGGCCACAUACUCAUCCUCAGCUGUUUCAGGCUCACCAGAGGUCCUGUACAUCAAUGGAAACGGAACCUACAGUUACCACAGUUACCGAGGCCUAGGAGGGGGACUGCUGAAUCUGAAUGAUGCUUCUAGUAGUGGACCUACUGACCUUAGCAUGAAGAGGCAGUUGGCAAGUAGCUCAGGAUCCUCCAGCAGUUCAAGCUCCAGACCCCAGCUGAGUCCAACUGAAAUCAAUGCUGUGAGACAGCUCGUGGCAGGAUAUCGAGAAUCAGCGGCAUUUUUAUUGCGCUCUGCAGAUGAACUGGAAAAUCUUAUUUUACAACAGAACUGAGUCAAAUGAUGACCAUAUUCACUGAGGUCUAAAUUUGCAGUUUUCACUAAUGACAUUUUGAUUUCCCAGCAGAGUUGCUUCUGGUCGCACUGCUCAGUCUUUUAAGAGAAAUAUUCCAUUAUGCCACAUUGUCCUUGAUCCAUAAAGUGAUGUGUUAAGGUGCUUCAAAGGAACUCUGCCCUCUGAAGUGCUUGAGAUACUUUAAUCUGUCCAGCCUACUGCUUUUUGUUUUAGUGUGUCAGCAUAAAUAUCUGGGGCAAAAAAAAAAAAAAAAAAAAAAAAAAAAAAGAAAAAAAGAAAAAUAAAAGGCUGUCUAUUUCAAAUUCAAGGAUAAAACAGAAGAAACUGUGGUAUGAAAAAUAAUUCAAGAUCCAACUGAAAUAUUAGUGGAAUUUGCUACUGACUUAUUGACUGAAAGCAACAGUAUUGGGCAGAAAAAACAAAAACACAAAGAACCAAAUUCUCAUUGCGACAGGAUAUAACAACAAUGAAUAGGAUCUUGUAUUUUAAAAAAAUAAUUUUUAUAAAAAAGAAAACUUGUUUUUCAUUCAAAAUUGUCAUUUUUACUUUGGUAACUUUUUCAUAGGUCCUAAGAGAAAACUGUUUUGAGAAACUACUGUAAGUACCUUUUCCACAUCCCUUUGCCUUCUCCUCUUUCCAAAUUCUUUCUACAAAAAUAACACUUGAUGCUGGAAAAACACUUGCCUACGUUUAAAGCGUCACAUCAGGAACUACUUCCAAGAGAAGCCUGCAUUUCAGAUUCAUGCUAAUCACAAACAUCCCACUCAACACUUCAGCUUUCCAAUAGCUGUUUUCAUCACAGAAUUCAAUAUUUCAAAAGACAUCAUUGAAAAAUAAAUCACACCUUUGUUUCUUACAUCUGCUCACUCUGGAUUGCCACCGCUGUGUCAUAGGCGUCCUUCUAGCAGCAAUUGGAUGUAGAUGACUGAAUGUUAAGAGGUUGCAAGUGACAAUCUGAAAAUUUGCACUCUUAUGUGUAGUUUUCGUUUCAUUUUCCUUUCAGAAAUAGUUUCAAAAAGACCAUUAACUCCUGAUAUGAGUUGUAUAAUUUACAGUUUUAGCUUAAACAAUUAUAAAGGACUGUAAGUGGAAGGAGAUGAAACUUUCAGUGAACUGUUAUUCCCUUUGAUUCCCUACAUUUUUCCCUUCUUAUUUUAUAGUGUUGAAUUACACAUGAAUGGUGGGAAUUUUUGUGCACUGAGGCAAGGCUAUUUUUUAAAUAUUUAGGGAGAAGUACAAUGAGCUUAUGUAUUUUUGGUUUGCUUUCAUUGGAUUACAGAUUCUUUGUGCAUUCCUGAAUUUGCCUUAUUUCAUGUUAAAUUUAUGUCUAUUCAGUUUUUGAUAAUGAGUUUAAGGCAUCAGUGAUAUUUCUUAUCUACUUGUUACAUAUAGUUUUUCAAGUAAUGACUGUGAUUGUGACCAAGUAAUGUGCACUUUUUCUUGUAACUGUGGACAUUGCUAUGCUUUUUCUUCUAGUGUUUCUAGAAUUAUUGUUCCUUACAGUUACGUAAAUGAUAAAAAAAAUACACUUUUGUGAUACUGUUGGUGAAUAUAAUGUGAAAAGUUUAUUGAAAUAUAAGUAUUUUGGAAAUACAUAGUUGCACAAACAUCUUUUACA
This is a messenger RNA of Suncus etruscus (white-toothed pygmy shrew), 4040 nucleotides long. RefSeq names its product nucleolar protein 4 (gene NOL4). The coding region runs from base 614 to 2401 and encodes 595 amino acids. The transcript has 11 exons. The record is from RefSeq and is a predicted model, not a curated record. Lineage: Eukaryota; Metazoa; Chordata; Mammalia; Eulipotyphla; Soricidae.